GCAGCGCUGAGACAUACGAGUACUGCUUAUACUGUAAGGGUAUGAUAUCCAGAAAAGAAGUUUCUCGGCAUAUGAAAAGAUGUGCUUUAAGACCAGAGAAUAAUGCUGAAGAGAAGCUGAAAGAGAGUCUUUGGUGUAGCAUCUACUCAAUCCACAAUGUCUCAGCCAAUUUCAAGUGAACUCUACUCAGUACUGGGCAAGAUGCACAAGGAUGAUGUGUCUAGUGCAAUAAGGAAUGAUCAUUAUAUUAUGCAGUUGGCUCAGUCUCUUUUUAAUAAGCAUGGAAGUGACAGAUCAAAGCAUGAGUAUAUAAGACAGAAAGUAAGGGAACUUGGGAGAUUACUUGUGACUUUGCGUCACACAACAAGAAUCCAUAAUAUGGAAGAGGCAAUAAAACCAGCCAACUUCUUUAUUCUUACUAAUGCUGUCAAGAGAGUUUCAGGUUUUGAUACUGAAACCAGCACAUUCAAAGCCCCAAGUUUGGCCCUGAAGCUUGGACAUUCUCUCAGAAAAAUAAGUGAUAUUAUCAUGUGUCGUGCUCUCAUGGAAGAGGAUCAAGAGGCGAUCGAUUCAAUCAGGAGGUUUCACACACUUCAUGAAACAAAGUGGUCUGAAUUAGUUUCCCAUUCAGCCUUAUCAAACCUGAGUGAGGCAAAAUACAACAAGGUCGACAGCCUUCCACUGACCAGAGAUGUUCAGAAGCUGCAGUUAUAUCUUGGUCAGCAAGUGGAAUCGGCUAGGGAGAAACUAGGUGAUAACCCAACAGCAGGAACUUAUGCAGCACUAGCAAAGGUGAUCCUUUGUCAAGUGAUUUUGUUCAAUAGGAGGAGGGAAGGUGAAGUAGCACGUAUGACUGUCAAAAAUUUUGAAGAUCGUGACAUGUCCAAACUAAACGAUGACAUCAGCUCUGGGCUUACAGAAGUUGAGAAAAGGCUUUGCCAACAGUUUGCCAGAGUGGAACUGAAGGGGAAAAAGGACGAAAGGUGGCUGUGAUCCUGACUUCUGAUAUGACCGAUAACCUGUCACUCCUCGUUAGUAAGAGGAAAGAGUGCGGGGUAUCUGAAAACAAUAUGUACCUUUUCGCCAUUCCUUGUAGUGAUGGUCACUACAGAGGGCAGUUUGGUCAGUUUGCAGAUGCUUGCGGAGCUGAACAUCCUCAGAACCUCAGAUCAACUAACCUUCGCAAACAGAUUGCCACGAUAAGCCAAGUCAUGAACUUGAAAGAUAAUGAACUAGACCAGCUGGCCGAUUUCCUCGGCCAUGACAUUAGGGUCCAUAGAGAAUACUAUCGACUGCCCCAAUCAACAAUUCAGCUGGCUAAGAUCUCCAAGUUGCUCAUGGCCAUGGAGAAGGGAAGUGUGAAGGAUAUUCAAGGAAAAACUCUGGAUGAAAUUGGUGAUGACAUAGAUGGGAUGGCUACUGGAUCACAGCAACUCCCUGAUGCUUCCACAUUGCGAGUUCUCCCACUUAGAAAUCAUGGAGGGAUCUGAAAUUUUCAGCGUUGGUACAUGUCCACUGUGAGAGACAGAAUCUAAAAGAAAAUUCCGGAAAUCACAAUGUAUGAUUUUAUUAAAAUAUUUUUGUAUAUUACUGCUUAAAAUAAGUAUUUGAACACUUGCUUAUCAUGCAGAUUUCUGACCCUCAAAGACCUGUUAUUCUGCUUUUAAACAGUCCAACUACACUCUGCUCAUGAUUCUAAUUUAGCAGCACCUGUAUGAUGCCGUUAGCUUUCAUAAAGACACGUGCACCCCACAAUCUGUCAAAAGUGUUGCAGCAACAUGAGUAAAACCAAAGAGCUGUCCAACGACACAAGAGACAAAACUUUAGACCUUCACAAAGCUGGAAAGGGCUCCAGAGCCACUGCCAAGCAGCUCGGUGCGCGACAGUGCGCGUGCACGCAUGUGUGU
This is a messenger RNA of Oreochromis niloticus (Nile tilapia), 1907 nucleotides long. RefSeq lists its product as uncharacterized. The transcript has 3 exons. Bases 1008 to 1490 code for a protein of 160 amino acids. The record is from RefSeq and is a predicted model, not a curated record. NCBI's taxonomy places the organism in Eukaryota, Metazoa, Chordata, Actinopteri, Cichliformes, Cichlidae.